Messenger RNA from Mercenaria mercenaria, 1509 nucleotides. RefSeq lists its product as uncharacterized. NCBI's taxonomy places the organism in Eukaryota, Metazoa, Mollusca, Bivalvia, Venerida, Veneridae. The record is from RefSeq and is a predicted model, not a curated record. The transcript has 7 exons. Bases 1 to 1509 code for a protein of 502 amino acids.
AUGGCGGCUGCGGUAGGAAUAAGUUUCAUUCAACUUGGAGCUCUGAUACCGGUACUCGAGUAUUUUACAACAAAGAGAAUGAAAGCAUUAUUUCUGUCAAAACUUGGCAAUUUUGUCGGACAGUUCAUUCUUAUUGUCAUACUAAUUACCGCUUCAUCUAAAGUGACAGUGAAGUGGAGAGCCUUUCUGAGGGGUUGCUCCGGUUUGUGUAUUGGCAUAGGAAUUCUUGGUCUAACUUUAAAAGAGCUCAGGCUAAAGAUGAAAGAUGACAAACCGGUGACAUUUGUUCAGAAAACGCUUGGACUAGCAAAGAAAGACCUUUUAAGGAAUGUGUUGUUCUGGUUGACUUGCGUCGUAUAUUUCUUUUACCAAUGGGGUAUAGAAACACCCCAAGCACAAUUCACAGACACGGACAUGACGGGCCGUUUAGAUAUCGGCGAAAACAUAGCUAAAGCACUCUUAUACGCUUUAAGUCCAACCCUCGGUCUGGCAUUUGGAAUGUUUCUCGCCUGGAUGUUCAAGAAAUUAGCAUAUGACGACAGCAGUCGGUUACAUGUUCGAACAUUAAAAGAUGGUCGUAUGAACAUUAUAUUCGGUGUUUUAAUGGUGGCAGCGGCUACAAUGGGUAUUGGUUGCUUUAUUGCACCGCAUGCAGUAAAAUUUGGCUACUUCUUCCCAUUUAGUUUACUAUUUGCCACAUUCUUCGCAUUUUGCGAAGGGAUAAGAGAUGACGCAAUCCCACAAGAAUUUGGAUGGGAAAAUGUACGAAUUGUUGAGGGUCUGAUACUGAUGUUUGUAGGACUUGGAGGACUCAUUUCAAAUGAAAUUGGAUAUGAGACAGACGACGAAAAAGAGGACGAUUGGAAGAAAUUAUUCCGUUAUGGGGGUGGUAUGUUGCUGUUGUCAUCGAUUGUGACAGCUCUUGUCUUAUAUCUGAAACAAAGCAAAACAUUAGAUGAAAUACAAUCUAAAAUCGAUGCAAAUACUGUCGUCCCAUUAAGAGCAAAUGGAAUUCAGCAGAAUGGAAACAGAGAAAAUAUUCGGAAAACACAACAAAGGCCUGAUGGCGUAAAGAAUCAAAAAGUUCCUCGUCUAAGAAAUACUGUAGUUAAACAGGAACAUACUGUUACCGGAAGCGUUGACUCUCGACCUUACCAGCAACCGGGCGUGCCAUCGACCGCUCCCAAUGGUGGUUUGCAACCUUACCAGCAACCAGGAGUGCCAUUGGCACGUCAGAGUGGUGGUGUCCAUCCUUACCAGCAAACGGGCGUGUCAUCGACAACUCUCAGUGGUGGAUUGCAAUCUUACCAGCAACCAGGAGUGUCAUCGGCAGGCCAGAGUGGUGGUUUCCAGCCUUACCAACAACCUGGAGUACACUCAACUUAUCAGAGUGGUGUCUGUCAGCCCUUUCAAGUACAGCAAGGUGUAUCGACGACUGCUAGCAGUGGUGGUUUCCAGCCUUAUCAGCAACAACAGCGAGUAUCAUAUAUUACAAUGCACGAGCUAUGA